CUUCUUUCAAAAACAUCAACCGAUCAUAAUGAUAUGAAACUUUUUACCGGCAGUGUAACUCUUUGAAAAUGACACUGAGUUUCAUCCAAAACACUUUCAAACGAGAAAGACAAGCAUUUUAUUAUACAGGAACCCACAAAAAGAGUGAAGCAGAAUAACAGCCAGAGCAGAAGUGUAAAUGCGGAACAGGAGAGAAAUGAGAUUCUCUUUCAUUAAGUGCACAAGCAGAACUAUAGUAAUAAUUAAAUGUGAAAUAUAUUAUCAGUCUAAACCAACACAACAAGCGUUGAAGAUGGCCGCUUGUGCCAUUUAUCUAAUAUCCGUCCCUAAUAAGAUGUCAGUGUGUUCUCAUGUGCCGGUCAGGAGGACACAGAAUACGGUUGCUCUUGAUAUUCCUGACAAAUGAUGUUGUUUUGUUUCUUAAACAGUAUAUUCUCAUCUCAUAUAGUAUAUUUUUCUUCUGUUCUCUUUCUGUAGUGGUCAUUACUGAGUAAAUGUGUCCAAAUGUUUGACCAGUUGUGUUGCUAGACAGUUUGUUUCAUCACAGUGUUUGUGAAUUGAUUUAGUCAAGUAUUUCACAUUUUUCUUCUAUAACAUGGUUCUGGAUUUGUGUCCGAAGGACCCAGAAUGUGUCGGGGGGAAGGAAAGUGCUGGAACGCAUGCGGCCCGGCGGCUGGCCAGCUGUCUUUUCUCCUCUCUUGACUGGCGGCUCCAACUGAGGGACAAAAAUAUCCUGCUGGACCCAGAACGAGGCUUUUACGCUGAGCUCUGGACCAAUUGACAGGCGUCCCGUCUGUGGUCUCGCACCGACACCUCCACACCCCCCUGCUGAACCCCGACAUGGUACAGCUGGAGGCUUCGGCUAUUUUAGUAAGUGCUGGUGAAUCCCAGCUGCCAUACAGAAGCUCAUUGGCAUCAGUGAAGACGACAGACAUGGAGUUUGUGGAAGUGUUUGACUCUCCAGGGAAAGGCAGAGGUCUGCGGGCCAUCAAAGAGGUCUGGGCUGGAGACGUUUUGUUCGCUGAACCACCUUUCGCUUCAGUUGUCUUUGACAGUCACGCCGCCAACAUCUGUCACAGCUGCUUCCGGCGGCAGGAGAAGCUGCAGCGCUGCGGUCAGUGCAGGUUUGCACAUUACUGCGAUAAAACGUGUCAGCGCGCUGCCUGGGAAGAGCACAAGCAGGAGUGUGCAGCCAUCAAGAGCUACACCAAAGCACCCAAUGAAAGCGUCCGUCUCGCCGCUCGUAUUUUGUGGCGUAUGGAUAAGGAGGGAAGCGUGGUCUCCGACACGCAGCUGACCACCCUGGAGGAGCUGGAGGACCACAUCUACGACAUCUCUGAAGAAGACGCCAAGGACUUCAAAGUCGACAUACACAACUUUCUAGACUACUGGCCCCGUUCGAGCAAACCGCACACGGUGGACAACGUCUCCCACAUCCUUGGAGUGAUCAACUGUAACGGGUUCAUGGUGAGCGAUCAGCGAGGUCUGCAGGCCGUCGGCGUCGGUUUGUUCCCAAAUUUGUGUCUGGUGAAUCACGACUGCUGGCCCAACUGCACCGUCAUACUCAACAACGGCAAAAUUGAGCUGCGAGCUCUGGGAAAGAUCAACCCCGGAGAAGAAGUGACUGUGUCGUACGUGGAUUUUCUGAACCUGUCUGAAGAUCGCAGGCGUUUGCUGAAGCAGCAGUAUUUCUUCGACUGCACCUGCGAGCACUGCACCAACAAAAUCAAAGACGACCUCAAGAUGGCCGGAGCAGAGGUGGAUGGAGUGAAGGUGCCAGAAGAAAAGGUGAAAGAAAUCACAGAAUACAGCCGGACGAUGCUGGAAAAGAUGGAGAAGGCCCGGAUAGAAGCCAAUUACAACGAGGUGGUGAAGAUCUGCCGCGAGUGUGUGGAGAAGCAGGAGAACGUUCUGGCCGACACACACAUCUAUCAGCUACGCAUGUGGUGCACGCUCAGCGAGGUGCUCUCAUACCUGCAGUUCUUCGAGGAGGCGUCGACUUACGCCCGUAAAAUGGUGGAGGGAUACAUGAAACUGUACCAUCCCAAUAACGCUCAGCUGGGAAUGGCCACGAUGAGGGCCGGCGUGACGCACUGGCAGGCCGGAUUCAUAGAGAUCGCUCACGGCAUGAUCUGCAAGGCCUACGCCAUCCUGAUGAUCACACACGGCCCAGCACACCCCAUCACCAAAGACCUGGAGGCCAUGCGCAUGCAGACAGAGAUGGAGCUGCGCAUGUUCAAACAGAACGAGUACGUCUAUCACUCCAUGCGUGAGGCGGCACUCAAGAACCAGCCCAUGAGGAUGAUGGCAGAACCGGCCACCGACAGCAUCAAGAACCUGUUCCGCAGGAAGUGACCGAACCGCACCGUCAGCAUCCGCUGUGACGAAUUAACACGCUCAGGUCAACGCUACACUCACAGACACGUCUACUGUAUGCAUUUAGCAGACGCUUUCAUAAAAACAGAGGAACAAAAGCAGCAGCAUUCAGAAUUUAUGCAGUUAGACAUCUAGAUGAGGAAGCAAACCUCACAUAGCGCUGCUUCGAAUUUAGCAUUUUCUAGAUUAAUUUCUCUACAUGAUGAUUGUGUGACUCCAGUAAGGAUUUUUUUAGACUCUUCUUUGUUUUUGAGUGUCAUUUUGAAUUGUAAAGUUUUUGUAAUUAAAAUUUCUUGAGGUUUAAAGAAGGA
Messenger RNA from Labeo rohita (rohu), 2687 nucleotides. It is a transcript of the gene smyd1b, whose product is annotated as SET and MYND domain containing 1b. The record is from RefSeq and is a predicted model, not a curated record. The transcript is spliced from 10 exons. Gene Ontology annotation, cellular component: nucleus. Bases 841 to 2355 code for a protein of 504 amino acids. Gene Ontology annotation, molecular function: protein binding; histone H3K4 methyltransferase activity. Lineage: Eukaryota; Metazoa; Chordata; Actinopteri; Cypriniformes; Cyprinidae.